Messenger RNA from Fusarium coffeatum, 696 nucleotides. RefSeq lists its product as uncharacterized. The record is from RefSeq and is a predicted model, not a curated record. Gene Ontology annotation, molecular function: gamma-glutamylcyclotransferase activity; glutathione specific gamma-glutamylcyclotransferase activity. NCBI's taxonomy places the organism in Eukaryota, Fungi, Ascomycota, Sordariomycetes, Hypocreales, Nectriaceae. The transcript is spliced from 5 exons. Gene Ontology annotation, biological process: glutathione catabolic process. Gene Ontology annotation, cellular component: cytoplasm. Bases 1 to 696 code for a protein of 231 amino acids.
AUGGCUGACCAAAACUCGUCGCAAUCCUCAGAAUUCUGGUUAUACGGAUACGGGAGCUUGAUAUGGAAGCCUCCGCCACACUUUGAUCGGAGAAUCCCUGGAUGGGUUGACGGUUAUGUCCGUCGUUUCUGGCAGGCCAGCGAGGACCACCGUGGCACCCCGGAAGCUCCAGGCCGUGUUGUCACUCUGAUUGAGAGAUCUUACUGGGAACAACUUACUGAUCAUCACGACUCUGCCCCGGAGCGAGUAUGGGGUGUGGCUUACCGCAUCAUCCCUGAGAAAGUCGCUGAGGUCAAGGAAUAUCUUGACAUCCGUGAAAUUAAUGGAUAUACAAUCCACUACGCUCCAUUCCAACCUGCCGAUGGGUCGCCUCCCAUCCGUACUCUGGUCUACAUCGGAACCCCGGAUAACGAGCAGUUCGUUGGUCCUCAAGACCCUCAGGAGCUUGCUGAGCAUAUCUUCCGCAGUCAAGGUCCCAGUGGUCUGAACAAGGACUACCUUCUGAGUCUCGAUACGGCUCUCAGCGAGCUUGCGCCUGAUAGCGGUGACAACCACAUCCAUGAUCUUGCCCGUCGUGUUAGAGAACUCGAGAAGAACUGCACAGACGAGCACAAGGUUCUCAACCCAACACCGUCCGCCCAUAUGCAGAAGCAUAGUACCGAGGAGGCAGAGGAGAUCGAAGAACCGCAACAUUGA